GCCACACUUUUAAUCAGGAUUAACUACCCUUGAGAACAAAAGAGCUACCAUGAAGUAUCUUUGUAUUGCUGUCGUUUUCUUGGCUGUGGCAUACCAGGCCUCCGCUCAAUCAUGCCAUUUGAGGGAAGUCGAUUUGUGUAUUGCCACCAUGAUUUUCCAUUACCAAGGCAGUGGGGUGCCUACUGAUGAAAGCGGAGUUUCUCAACUUUGCGAAUCCAUUGAUGAAACAACUCAGUGUCUGAGAAACUUCACCAAUAAGUGCAUGACCCCAGUUCAAAGAGAAGUUUUGGAACUAGUCACUGAAGGAUCUCAACACACAGUCAAUGAUUUCUGCUCUCAGGGAUCUGAACUCAGAGCUAGAUUCUUGAAACACGCUAGAUGUUUGGGAGAAGUCCAUGCUGAUGAUACGAUGAGAGACUGUAUGGUGGACAUGCAAGUUGCUGUCGAGACAGUCACCACAACCAAGUUUGAUAAGCGAGUUGGAACUCUUUGCUGCGGAUUCCGCCGAUUCCUUGAGUGUGGUGAGAAGCUAACCGAACAGAAAUGUGGACGUGAAGCCGUUGAAAUGGGCCGCACCAUUUCCCAACUUGCAGUCACUGAACUACCGGAAGUCGUUUGCCAUUCUUUCGACCCCAACAGUUCACAGUGCCAAGCUUUGUUGCCAGCCAAAGGCUCUACACCCAAAGGUACGCAGUCCAGCUCACAGUUGGCACGUCUUUUGGCAACUGCCCUCGGAAACUAAAGAAACAAGAUUCAUGGACUCACUACUGACAUUAUCUUGUUCUUGUCUGUCAUUAUGUGUUAAAGUUGGAUUUGUAUCCUGGAUAAAACAUUGUUGUUUACCUCUUCAAUCUAAGAAAAUCCAGCUGUACUUAUUUAAGGGAAAGCCAAAUUUUGAGAAGUUAAAGCCAAAUUCCGAGAAGAGAAAGCCAAAUCGACAGAAAUGAAAUCCAAAUCUUCAAAAGUGAAAGCCCUCAGAAGUGAAUGCCAAUUCCUAAGAAGUGAAAAUCAAAUGCUGAAAAGUAAAAACGAGUAAUAUUUUCACUAACACGCGCAAAAAAAAAAAAAAAAAAAAAAAAAUCGAAGCAGAAUUUACUUUCAAAUAAUUUUGAUAAACUACUUUUGCUAGUUUUAUUUUUUGUCAUGGUAUUUUAUUCAAACAAGACUUAGUUUUAAUAUUAAUAAUGCGUCCGUAAUGCUAGUUCAGUUAAUCGUUUAAAAAAAUACAAUUGUACAAAAAUAUUUUAAAGUAUGUAGAUUAUUUUAACCGCUCAUUAAGAUAAAAUAUUUUGUCUUCAGAUUUUUUUUUGAAAUCUGCAAAUUUAGUAAGGUACAACAGCAAUUCGCGAAAGCUUUUCUUUCAACUUAUGUGCCAUCUUGGAAACAAGAGAGCACUCAUAGAGUUGAUCAGAAGAAGCUUUCUCCAAUUAUAAUACAGUAACUUAGUGACUUAAAAAACGUGGAUUAGUGACUUUUAAAAUUUGUUACUGUUUAAAAUCAAUAAAUAACAAAAUGCUAAAAGUUGUUUAAGCCAAUUUAACAUUCUUUUUAAUUUUAAUUUAGGCAAAUUGAUUUUAAAUUAGGGCAAAAAUUGUUUAUAUUAUUGCAUUAAAUAUUAUUUUUAUUGAUACUUAAUGAAAGUAGUUGAUCGAACGCAUUUUCCCAACAGUUCAAGGUUAGUGAGAGCAUUUUAAAGUAUGUCUACAUUUAAUCAUUUGAAGCUUUUUCUUUAAUAGUGCACAGUUUCAAUGUUUCAUCCAGGACACAAUUGACAAUCUCGUAACAGUCUCUUUCGUGCAUGAACUCUAAAAUUGAAAUUAGUAAUAUUUAAAUAAGAUAUCAGGAUGUGCUUACUUUUAGAAGAAUGCUUCUUUCUUCAUUACCAUCGAAAGUUUCAUUAGAUCUUUUUCUUUUUUUUUCUCAUUUUUUGAAAAGUUACUCGCUUUCAAACUAAAACUGCCAUUAUAAAAGUAAGUUAAAUUAAGUUCGUGAUUCAAAUAAAAAUAAAAACUUAUCAAAACAUCACACGUUUGAAUUUUAUGAAAACGAAAGUAGUCAAAAUUCUAUCAUAGAUAUACAGUAUUGCUAUUUCGAAACCUCUUAAUAUUGUUUUCCCAAUAACUGAAAUUUUGCUUCGGUUACCUAUAUUUUACUAUACGGUAGUGAUCCUAAUUUAAUUUGAGACAUUUAUGUGUCAUUUACUACAAGUCUGAUGUAUCUGUCUGUGUUUCAAUAUUUAUUGGAAUCCUAAUGUGUGUUGCAUUGUUUUGAAAUGAACUGUACAGUUUUGUUUUUAAUAAAAAUCAUAAAAAAUUCGAAA
This is a messenger RNA of Uloborus diversus, 2320 nucleotides long. RefSeq lists its product as uncharacterized. The transcript is spliced from 5 exons. NCBI's taxonomy places the organism in Eukaryota, Metazoa, Arthropoda, Arachnida, Araneae, Uloboridae. The record is from RefSeq and is a predicted model, not a curated record. Bases 50 to 742 code for a protein of 230 amino acids.